AUGGCACCGAGUUGCCCAGCCUCCAUUAAGCCGGAAGCUAUCGACGUUGACUCGGCUCUGCCCAUGCUUGGAGAUGGGAGAGCGUCUCAGCCGUACCGCAGCGACUCCACGGACUCUGCUUGCUCCAACUCUUCAGAGAAGUCCUGCGACAGUUUGUACCCUGGGGACAGCCUGCGGCUGUACGUGAAGAAGCGGCAGCGGCGACAGAAGAACCAGGAACAGGUCAUGCAGUUCUUGCAGAAGCACAACUUCAGCGGAAGCAUCGAUGAGCCGAAGGUUUCGUGCUUGUCCUUCAUGCGUGAAGUGGUCUAUCCGAUUCAUGUCGCUGCCAGCCUCGGGGAUGCUCAGAUGGUCCGCCUGCUGGUCGGCGCCGGUGCCGAUCUGCAACAGAGGACGUCCAAGGGCCGGACUGCGGCCGACUUCGCUCUGGAGUGCGACCAUCUCGGCUCGCACAGGGACGUGCUGGAUUUGGUGAAGGGCUCCAUGAAGACCAUGGCGCUCCGAGAGUUCAUGAGCUUGCAUGCGAGCUGGCAUAAGGGACACUGA
Symbiodinium sp. CCMP2456 is the source of this 546-nucleotide messenger RNA. Lineage: Eukaryota; Dinophyceae; Suessiales; Symbiodiniaceae. The record is from the annotation of a GenBank genome assembly.